GCACACUCACAUUGCCGCUGCCACUGGAUCCAUUCCUUUUCCUUUCGUCAAUUUUCCCCAGCCGACGGGAUCCGACAAUGUGACAAUUAUUAUCCCCAAUACAUCUCUGUAUAUUCCUCUACCGUUAUCUGUGUUAGUAAUCCCUCAACCCGGCGCAUAUCAUCUUUCACCUGCCCGCACCAAGCUGGCAUCGCUGUAUUGAUUUCACGACCAGUCAUUUCACUACUGUGUAGUUAACGUUAGCACAAGCAACACCGUGGAUGCCAUGAUAUUCCAUUAUGCUGGGCGCCUGCGCUCCAUUAUGCCAUGAUCCGCCGUAUACUCAAGCGCCUCCUGUGCCUCCUAUCCCCCCGAAAAUGUUUCGUCCUCCUGGUGCUGAGCAGUGUGUGUCUGCUGGUGCUGAUCAUGUGGAAUCAGAGCGUCAUGGAUGGUGGGGUGGCGCCGCGUGGCGAGGCUCUGCGGGGAAAGAUCCUUGUUGAACCGUCCGCCGCGCGCAAUGUCUCGUAUGCGCUGCUGAAGGGGGAGGAUUUUGUGUUUGAUGUAACGCCGGAGGGGAGUGUGUGCGGGGGGAGCGGGGUGACCGCCGCUCUGGAGCGGGAAGAGGGGGUACGGGUGCGCUGGGGCGAACUGCUGCAGGCACGGCCGGAUAAUGAGGAGCCCGCGGCUCCCGCGCCGCCGGAAUCCUACGGGGUGGUUGUGGUGACGGGGGCCUGUGAUAGAUUAACGCGGGAGAGUAUUAGGCGGACGUGGGGCAGCGGGGCGUGGAUGAAGGGAGCGCGGAUAAGAGUGGUGUUUGUCUGUCGACUCAUGGCUGGAUCGAAGGAAGACGAUCCAAUGGCAACUGAAUCUCGCCUUUUCGCCGACAUCCUGCAGUAUCUGCGUCUGCCCACUGAUUUCUAGCGGCCUUAAUCUGGAUCCAGCGCACCUGCAGCGAGCCCUCCCCGGAUUUCAUCGUCCGCACCACCCCGGCCGUUUAUCACCUGCCCACCCU
Molecule: messenger RNA, 991 nt
Organism: Paramacrobiotus metropolitanus
Lineage: Eukaryota; Metazoa; Tardigrada; Eutardigrada; Parachela; Macrobiotidae
Exons: 2
Coding region: 307-900 (197 amino acids)
Source: RefSeq, a predicted model, not a curated record